Penaeus vannamei (Pacific white shrimp) is the source of this 845-nucleotide messenger RNA. The record is from RefSeq and is a predicted model, not a curated record. NCBI's taxonomy places the organism in Eukaryota, Metazoa, Arthropoda, Malacostraca, Decapoda, Penaeidae.
CCUCAAAGGACACCUAUGAAGGCGCUCUUCUCCAGUAUAAAUACAAGUACAAGGGCAAGUUCAGAAGAGAAGGUCCUGCACCAUGAAGCCUCAACGUCCUUUGUUAAAGGCGGCAGUGGUUCUGUCGCUGCUGUGCGCCGUGACUGCGGGCGGAGGAGCUGGCUAUGGGCGCGGAGGCAGAGGCCGGACUGGAGGCUCGUCCGUGUGAAGGCCCAGCUGGUUGGCGCAGGAUCUUAUUCUGGCCGUGGCAGGACCAGCGGUUUCGGAGGCGGUGCCGGCGGUAGCGGUUUCGGAGGAGCUAGCGUUUCGGAGGCAGUUCCAUGGGCUAGCGGUUUCGGAGGCGGUGCUGGCGGUAGCGGUUUCGGAGGCGGUGCUGGCGGAGCUAGCGGUUUCGGAGGCGGUGCCGGCGGUAGCGGUUUCGGAGGCGGUUCCAUGGGAGCUAGCGGUUUCGGAGGCGGUGCCGGCGGUAGCGGUUUCGGAGGCGGUUCCAGAGGAGCUGGGGUUUCGGAGGAGCUAGCGUUUCGGAGGCGGUGCCGGCGGUAGCGGUUUCGGAGGCGGUUCCAGAGGAGCUGGUGGUUUCGGAGGAGCUAGCGGUUUCGGAGGCAGUUCCAUGGGAGCUGGCGGUUUCGGAGGCGGUGCUAGAGGUAGCGGUUUCGGAGGAGCUGGCGGUUUUGGAACCCAUAGCGCCGGUUUUGGUCAUUCAGGAGCCGCUAUCAUCAGAGUCAUUGAUGAUGAUGAUCUAUUCGAUAAUUCCCAUGAAUUCUACUGAGCAGAAAGGGUCUUACGAGCACACAAAAAGAAGGAAAAUGCUCAACGAAGUCUUUAAUAAAGAUUCUUAAAAAGUG